Messenger RNA from Mizuhopecten yessoensis (Yesso scallop), 2446 nucleotides. RefSeq lists its product as uncharacterized. The transcript has 2 exons. Bases 74 to 1123 code for a protein of 349 amino acids. Lineage: Eukaryota; Metazoa; Mollusca; Bivalvia; Pectinida; Pectinidae. The record is from RefSeq and is a predicted model, not a curated record.
UGGUCCAGCUAAGCGUCACUUGGAAAAUUUCUUCACGGGCAGAAAGGUACUUCAACUGCCACAACUCAAAUUCAUGAUGUCACGAGGAGGACUCAACCUUAAAGCUACUUCCAUUCUUGCGCUGCUGAUUUUUGCUGGUGUUAUUGUGGUCUACCGGAUUUCAGCACAAACGGACAAGGAAGUCGACAGAGGUGUACCGGAAGACACGCUUAGUUUAGAGAAAGAUCGGGUUGCGUCAGUCCAGUCAACUCCAACAAAGUGUCAGAAUAGUGUUGAACUUAAAAACGUAUACAGCCGCGAUUCCACAAAAUGGACGCUUAAUGAACACGUUUGCAAAGAAUGUCAUGAUUUCCCUAAAGCGACAUUGAAAACGCAGUUUGGAGAUACUCCAAUAUUUAUAUAUCCAAGUGAAAAUGACGUUUGGGUUUCAGGAGUUAUUAAAAAUACAGGUAAAUUCGAGGCCGAUAAAACUAACGGAAUUGCAGCUUUACUGAAAGCCGAUUCAAAAAUGAAUUUAAUAGAUAUUGGUGCUAAUAUAGGCGUACAUACUUUAGCUAUAGCGAAAAUGGGUAGGAAAGUGAUAGCCGUGGAAGCAUUAGACAAAAACGUCCAGCAUCUUUGUGCAUCCGUCGCCGCAGGAAAUCUGCAACGUGACGUCACUAUCGUACAUAAUGCAAUAUCAGAUGGACAUACGAGGGUCAAACUUGGAAUAGACAAGAAUAAUAUGGGAGGCACAUACGUGGAUGUGGAUUCAACACUUAUAAAGGAGCUGAAGGAGGGUCGCGCUCAGGGUAGCUAUGGGGAGGUGGACACAAUUACUAUGGACGACCUCAUUGAUCUUCCGGCUUUUAAAGAUUUUUCUAAGGUCAUUGUAAAAAUGGAUAUUGAGGGAUUUGAACAUAAAGCUGUGGCUAAAUCUGACAAGUUCUUCAAAGCUGUAGACGUACAAGGUUUCGUGAUGGAAUGGGAGUUCCACAGGAAGAUGGCGUCAGGGGUCGAUAUAUUAAAACGCAUGAAAGACUUAAAAUUUGAACCGUUUCGUGUCGAAAAUCCUACUGCGCGGCUAUCGAUCGAAUCAAGUGAUUCAUGGCCAUACGAUGUUCUUUGGCGUCCUGUGAAAUGAAUGUGAUAUAUAUACUUUGAAUAUGUUCUCAUAUUUAAGAACAGGGACAAAUUGUAGGAUCACAAAAUGUAGAUGUCAACUGCAUAUGCUUAUCUUGCUCAGUUAUCUAUUUUAUGCUUCACAGAAUUCUUGUAGAAUAUGUUCAUACAAAUGUCUAUAAGAACGCACAAGCGUAUACAAUCGUCAUACAAGCUACCACGCUCUUUUAUUCAAGCUGCCGUGCUCUUUAAUUCAUAUUGAAUAUCAAAUGUUUCUUUUUAUCGUUUGUUAAAAAUCAUUCAUUCAUUAUAUCCAAUAUUAUACCUGUGAGAACAGUCGAUGGAACAUGCAUGCAUUAGAUUAUGUCAUAGUUUGGAAAAACAUACCAAAUAUCUAUAUCCUACAUGUUCGACAUAUAUAUAAUACACUAUGCUAUCAGCAACAACGGCUUGAUAUUAUUUACUGAAAUAACCUUUUGAAUAUGUGAAAGUGGCUAUUGACGAAGAAAAAAAUACGUUUCCUGGAAAAAAAACCAUGAUGUUUCGUUAUUAUACUGACCGUGGUGUCACUACCAGACAAAGUAAACCUCAGAACAGUUGGUUUCACGUGUUGAACAUUUUGGUUUCAUCAAUGAUAUGUUUGUAUGGGGUUUUUAAUGUCCUCGUGUAAAAUUAAAAUGUAAUUUCUUCUUUUGAUUAAGGUUUGAUUGCUUAUGUUUAACGGCCUAUCAACGGCUAGUAAAACGCUUAUUAUUAGAUUGUGUCAAAUUUUGUCUCUACAUUUUGUUAUUUUCAUAAAAUAUCAGUCACCAUAGCCACUUUCAAUAAUUGACGCUUGUCUUUUACCUUGAAGUGUGUUUGAUUUUGUCGGCUAUGUGUUGGCCCUAAUGAUCUAUCCUGUGUUGAUGGGCCGUUAAACAUGUUAUAAUAAUAAUAAUAAUAAUAAUAAUAAUCACCAGUUAAAGUCAUUCUAGCACGUACCGCCAUGUGCAUUGUUUAUGCAGGUGUGUGUGUGCAGGAGGCACGGUACGUUGGAGUAUUUGCCUUCUUGUAAUACCGCGGAUCUGAUACCAACUUUAUGGUGCCGUAACCGGGUGUACUCAUUGCAUUUAGUCACACAUUGUCCAUGCGUUUGUCCGUACUAGUGUCAUAACAUGUGCGUGGAAUGUUGUGGGAAUCCUUUCAAGAUCCCAGGUAAACCUCAUUAUAUUGUAUUCAUAGUGGAUGAUGAUGUAAUUAUAUAAUAAUACUUAUGAUAUCAUAAUGUAGUCAUUUCAAUCGCAUUCGUAAAGUGAAAGUAAACUAUAUAUGUAUAUUGUACCUGUUAUUGAUAGUUUCGUAUCUU